AUGGUGUUGACCAAGAUACAGGUGAAGAGUCUUGCAUUCGUGCACUAUCAACACUCUGACCUUGAAAAUGCUUUGAAUUUUUUCAAAGACUUUGGUUUAGUCGAAGAGGACCGACAGGCAACUCGAGCCUUCCUGAGAGGGAAUGGCACCCAGCCGUACGUCUACCUCGCAGAGCAAUCGCCAGAUGAUAGCCGGCAUUUUAUUGGAGCUUAUUGGAACGCGUGCACCGCCAAAGACUUGGAAAAUGCAACGACCCUACCAGGCGCCACAGCAAUACAGGACCUUGAUGGCCCUGGGGGCGGUAAAGUUGUCAGAGUAAAGGAUCCACAUGGCUUCGUCGUUGGGUUUCUACACGGACAAACUCUCAGAACCUCUCAAGACGACUCACUUCAGCUUGAACUAGCCACCAGUGAUGCUCGUCCCAACACAGCUACUGAGAAACUCCGAGAAGGACCGACUCGCAGAUUCAAACAGGGUCCAAGUCCAGUUCACAAACUCGGCCACUUCGGCAUUGGCGUUCCAAAAGCAAGAUAUCAAGAGACGAUGAAUUGGUACACUUCUGUUCUCAAUUUGAAGCCAACGGAUGCGAUUUUCGAUCCAAAAACAGAUGAGGAGAUCACCUGUUUCACUCACAUCGAUCUAGGGGAGGAAUAUACCGAUCAUCAUGCCUUCUUUGUCGGUUCAUCUGCGACUUCGACUGUGGCAUAUCCACAUCACUGCAGCUUCGAGGUCAAUGACUUUGAUACACAGAUCCUAGGCCACGACUGGCUUAGAUCAAAGGGCUGGACGAAUUGCUGGGGGAUUGGAAGACAUGUUCUUGGGAGUCAGAUAUUUGACUAUUGGUUUGAUGCGUCGGGAAAUGUGGUCGAGCAUUAUUCAGAUGGAGAUCUGGUCAAUCGGGACUCCCCGUUUCACAGAGAACCUGCAGGACCGAACUCGCUCUACAUUUGGGGACCAAAUCUUCCACUCGCAUUCCUAUCUGGAAAACUCGAGGAUGUUGGAAAGGUGGCUAAGGCCCCUCCCGAUGUUGUGGCAGCAAAACCCGCAGUGUUUGAGAACAAGCCACUUGAGAAAGCAUGA
Molecule: messenger RNA, 1080 nt
Organism: Ilyonectria robusta
Lineage: Eukaryota; Fungi; Ascomycota; Sordariomycetes; Hypocreales; Nectriaceae
Product: Glyoxalase/Bleomycin resistance protein/Dihydroxybiphenyl dioxygenase
Exons: 3
Coding region: 1-1080 (359 amino acids)
Biological process (GO): L-methylmalonyl-CoA metabolic process
Cellular component (GO): mitochondrion
Molecular function (GO): methylmalonyl-CoA epimerase activity
Source: RefSeq, a predicted model, not a curated record